Sorghum bicolor (sorghum) is the source of this 2329-nucleotide messenger RNA. RefSeq names its product putative tRNA pseudouridine synthase Pus10. Gene Ontology annotation, molecular function: pseudouridine synthase activity; RNA binding. The transcript is spliced from 15 exons. Gene Ontology annotation, biological process: tRNA pseudouridine synthesis. Bases 270 to 1901 code for a protein of 543 amino acids. Lineage: Eukaryota; Viridiplantae; Streptophyta; Magnoliopsida; Poales; Poaceae. The record is from RefSeq and is a predicted model, not a curated record.
GCGCCUCCGCCUCCGCCUCCGCCUCGGCCGCUCCCCGAUCCCCGUCCCCGCGCCGCCGGCCGCCGUCCAUCCUGGCUCACCACGCCUGGAACUCCGCUUGCGCUGCCACGCCGCGCGCCCACGCCCACUCCCGUCCAGCGACACGGGGUUACUGAAACGAGAUCAACCUUAACCUGAUUGACUGCCCUGCACUCUCAGCAAACCCGUGGCACAAGAGGGCACCGGGGAAUCAGCUAGGAUUUAAGCCCGAGCCUGCGCUCCAAACCUCCAUGGCGGAGGCCAGUGCAUCGGCGGAGGCGGAGGCUAGGAGCAUCCUUGAACGCGCAGCGGAGUCUUCCUUCCCGCCGCUGCACGCCGUCCACCACCUCCUUUCCGUCGGGGUCUGUGUGCGCUGCAUCCUGCGCCUGCUUGGAGCCUAUAGCAGUGCCUGCUCAUAUGCAUCUCUUACGGCAUCAGUUUUGCAUUCGUUUCUUGAAGAACACGACGAUUCCAUGAAAGGAGAUUCCUGUCCAUGUCUGUCGAUGAAUGAUGCAUAUUGCUCUGUCUGCUUGGGAGUAUUGCUGCCAGCCUUCCAUCGAGAUGAAGGUCUGGAAACACCUAAUGGCAUUUCUCAUAUUGACAACAUCUCUUCAAUGAUAUCUCAAGUAGUGCAAAGGGAGGGUUACCAAGUUGAUGAGUUUUCUCUAGAAAUUUCACUACCGCCGGUUAUAGCCGCUAAUGAGCGUGCAAUUAGAUUAUAUAUGAAACAAAAAUAUGUCAACGAGAAUUGGUUCAAGGACAAAAUGUUUCCACAACAAACAAUUUCAGUGAAGGAAGCCUUGCGACUUUUGAUAGCACCAUCACUCGAGAAACUAACGAAUGCAAAACAUGGUAACAAUUCAUUUAGAAUUCGCUUAGCAUAUACUCACGGUGAUGCUUCACAAAAGCUUCAUAGUUUACUGCCGAAUGAGCACAGCCGUAAAAGGAAAACAGAUUCAAGAAAUGGAGGUGAUACUUCAAAUGAGGCCCAUAAAAGGAAUUCAGCAGAUGGCAACAAUAAACAAUCAAGUGAAUCAGAUUCAUUCAUCUACAAGACUCUUGAGGGCAUCCAAGAUCAAGAAUUCUGUAAUGUAUUUCAAUUGCCUCCUGAAAAGGUGUUCAAACCCUGCCAUCUUGUAAUAUCAUGCUUGAGGUCACCUAUAUUUCUUGGUGGAAGAUAUUUGAAGCUUUCAAGGAAUGUCAGUCAGUCAUGUUGGAUAAUAGAUGAUGAGAGAAUGGGUGAAGCUUCAGUUGAGGAGAUAGUUGGGGAGAAUGUUCGUGCCAUCUGCAGAGGUGAUAGCUGCAAGUUCCAUGCUGCUGGGAGAGAAGACAUUGAUGUACGGAUGCUUGGAUCUGGUCGUCCAUUUCUAGUUGAAGUAUUGAAUGUUCGAUCCAUUCCAUCUGAAACUGAAGUUCAACAAAUUGAAGAGAGAAUCAACAACUCUGAAAAGAAAUAUGUCAGAAUUCGAAAUCUCAAGUUGGUAGGUAAUGAAAUAUGGACCAUGAUGCGUGAAGGAGAAGCAGAGAAACAGAAGCAGUAUACUGCCCUUAUAUGGACUUCUCGUGAUCUGACAGAGGAUGAUCUGCAUAAUAUUUCUAUUACGAAGGAUAUGGAAAUUGUACAGAAGACCCCAAUAAGAGUACUUCAUCGUAGAAGCCCAUUAGAGCGGAAGCGCAUUAUACACUGGAUGGAGAUUGAGAAAGUUGCAGGCAGCUCAACUUACUACUUGCUGCAUCUAUGCACACAGGCUGGAACAUACAUCAAAGAAUUUGUGCAUGGUGAUCUUGGACGCACGCACCCCAGCAUCGGAGCCAUCCUAGGGUGCAGAGCUGAGAUAUUGCAACUCGAUGUCACUGAUGUUAAGAUGGACUUCCUCCAGUAGCCGGACCUUUAGCUGUUUAGCAUGUCUGGCGUGCAGUCCCUAUGCCUGCAGAAUGCAGAUGAUGAGGUAGCGGCGUAGCGCGGCAAUGACGAGCUCAGAAGAACGCUAAUCUUUUCUCUCUACUCCCCGAACAACCUCGUGGCAAAUUCUGCAUACCUACAUUUUUGCUAAGCGAACCUAGCUUAUCCAGUCACCCAAGUCAAGUCCUCUCCAACUCAAACUUUUGGUGUAUAUUUUCUUAAUGAAAACCCGUCUAGUUUAUGAUCACAUUUUUCCCUACCUUUUUCUUCAAAAAAAAAAUGCCAGGUAGAUUAAAGUGCACCUUCCAUAGCAACAUUUUUGUCUACGCUGUGGAGGAGAUCAUCCCAACUCAUGUGGAUCCAUUGUUACCCCUUGUGCUGUUGUACAAUGAAAUUUUAUUUACUCAA